Messenger RNA from Lineus longissimus, 1282 nucleotides. Its product is annotated as gamma-glutamylcyclotransferase-like. Bases 145 to 687 code for a protein of 180 amino acids. The transcript has 4 exons. The record is from RefSeq and is a predicted model, not a curated record. Gene Ontology annotation, molecular function: gamma-glutamylcyclotransferase activity. Lineage: Eukaryota; Metazoa; Nemertea; Pilidiophora; Heteronemertea; Lineidae.
GUAGGGAAUCUCCAAAUCAGUUAUGACUUUUGAACACCCUCCAAAUCGCGAUCUAAUCGCCCUUUUAAAUUUCCGGAAAUUUUUCUCUCCUUUAUCGUUUAAUGGUUGGAUUAACCACUUCAAAAGCCGGGAAUAUUGUACAAGAUGGCAAAAACAUUCUAUUACUUCGGAUAUGGAAGCAACCUGUUCAAACAAAGAUUACAUCUCGCCAGUCCGAGUGCGGUGUUUGUCUCGCCUGCAAAACUUGAGAAUUAUAAACUUCGCUUUGGAAAGACGAGUAAAAGGUGGGAAGGAGCAGUGGCGACUGUUAUAGAGACCCCUGGUGACCAUGUGUGGGGAGCAGUUUGGAAGAUCGAUCAAAAACAUAGGCAAACAUUGGAUGAACAAGAGGAGGUCCUGAGUGGCUGGUACCGCCCAAUCGAAGUGGACGUCACGGCCGCCAAAGAUGGGUCAACUGUCAAAUGUAUCUCGUAUCAAUUGACGACUCUUUACGGUCCGUUGGAUUCUCCCGAUGCUCCACCUCCGGAUAAACCAUCUCCACAUUACAAAGACGUCAUCGUACGUGGUGCAGCAGAAAGUGCCUUGCCCAAGGACUACAUCGAGAAGUUGAAAUCGAUUAAGGAUAAUGGAUUCUGUGGAACAAUUGAUCUUUAUGAUCUUGUGGUAAAGGGACAAACUGGAUCUUGAUCAUCUAGUAGUGUUAUACCGAUUAUGAAUGCAUACUCAGGCAGUUGUAUAGUAUUUUAUUUUAGUGUAACUGUUGUAUUUUGUUAAUGAUGUUAGUUAAUGAUGAACUAUACAUGUAUUAUGUAAUGUAACGCUACUGCUAAAGUGCGGAUAUUGUUUUGUACUUUUAAAGAGGGAGUAAAGGCAAUAUUUAGGUUUGUGGUUUGUGGUUUCCUAGUGGCCUAUAAUAAUAUGCAAAUUGUUUGGUUACUGAUUAAAAUAUUCCCUGUGCAAUUGUGAAUUGUGCCAGUGUACUGUGAAAUAGUGGAGACAUCUUUCAGUGACUGGGUUACUGGGUUAAAGUCUUACACAUUGUAGCCUCCCCUUUACUCUUGGGAGUAACAGCAGGUAGAGGUUAUCUGUUAGUCCUAAGCCAGGGAAGUCAUGUUUGCACCUGUAACAUCGCACUUUUUCAUAAUGCUUGCACCUCAUACUACUGUGCCAUUUCAUGAAGGGGAAUUCUGCAUGUGAUAGUCGUGAUAAAUUGCGGAUAAGAAAUAUAUGAAAUAUAUUUACAAGAAUUGUUUUAAUGGAGGUAAUGUAGAUGGGAUAAUAA